This is a messenger RNA of Cydia pomonella (codling moth), 2099 nucleotides long. It is a transcript of the gene Xpac, whose product is annotated as DNA repair protein complementing XP-A cells homolog. NCBI's taxonomy places the organism in Eukaryota, Metazoa, Arthropoda, Insecta, Lepidoptera, Tortricidae. Gene Ontology annotation, biological process: base-excision repair; nucleotide-excision repair, DNA damage recognition; UV-damage excision repair. Gene Ontology annotation, molecular function: damaged DNA binding. The coding region runs from base 161 to 1039 and encodes 292 amino acids. The transcript is spliced from 5 exons. Gene Ontology annotation, cellular component: nucleotide-excision repair factor 1 complex. The record is from RefSeq and is a predicted model, not a curated record.
UUCAUACUUCCUCCCUUCACUUCAUUCAAUUUUUUUAACCAGUUUGUUUUGUUCAUGUUCGUGGGAUGCAGAGUGAUCAACAUCACGUGUUAAAUUUGUGAUCGAACUGUCUUGGCGCCAAAUUUCUAAGGAGAAUAGACUCAGCGCUUAGAAACCAGGUAUGGCAAGCACCUGUGAGCUGCCUCGCAGUGAAAAUAUCCCUGUGGACUGCGAUGUGCCCAUGAAUGCUGGAGAUACCUCAAACACUAGCGAUACCAGCACCAGUGAUACAAGUUCGGGUACCACACUGACUGCAGCUCAACGGGCGCGUAUUGAGCGCCAGCGGCAGAAGGCACGCGCUUUGCACGACGCGCGACUUAUUAAACUUCAUCCUGCCGUAAUAGAAGCGGUAUCUUCUUCAGUAGCUGGCACCCGCGCUCGCGACACAGGCGGCGGCUUCCUUCUAGAAGAAGAUGAGCCUGAGACCAAGAUCAAAAAGGUCCAGGCUCCAGCACCAGUGGUCCAUGAGAGCGAGCAGCCACACUGUUUGGAGUGUGACAAACCGUUCCCCAUGUCGUACCUGUUUGACACAUUCGACUACAGUGUGUGUGAUGAGUGCAAGAAUGAUGAGACCCACUCGCUGAUAACCCGCACGGAGGCCAAGACGGAGUUCCUGCUGAAAGACUGCGACCUGGACAAGCGGCCGCCGCCGCUGCGCUGCAUACGUCGUCGCAACCCGCACAAGGCCCACUACAGCGAUAUGCGGCUCUAUUUGCGGGCUCAGGUGGAAGCACGUGCGCUCGAAGUCUGGGGCAGCGAGGAAGCCCUGGAGGCCGAGCACGAAGCGCGCGCAAGGCGCCGAGAAAAAGCCCAAGAAACCAGCACAAAGCGAAAACUGCGCGAACUGCGCAUGGCGGCGCGCUCCUCGCUCUUCGAAGGUCGGAAGGCCUUACAUGGACACACGCACGAGUGGGGGGAGGAGACGUAUGACGAAGAUAGCGAUAGUUACAGCAGAGUGUGUAAGACGUGCGGACAUACUGAGACUUAUGAGAAGAUGUAGGUUUUAAUAGUUGUAGUGUCUUAGGUGAUCUGUCAUUGGAUGCAGGUCUGAUCGUUAUAUACGUCAACGCUGUGUCUUGUUCACACACUGGACCGGCGUGCGAAUCCACUUCUGUAUGAUAACCACGUUACAUCAAAAUUGUGAAUUUGGUAUUGGAAUCUCUAUAUCUAAAGCGCCAAUUACAUCCACACUUCCCGAUAUCGGGACUGAUUUGUGAUAAUCGUUUUCCGUUUCGGAAUAUCAGCACAUCGUUAACAAUGUUUAAAAUGUAAAAUAUACUUUGUCUCUUAUUGCCAAAAAUGUUCAAUGUUUGAUAUUUUUGCAUAUGAACCAUUUUUUACAUUCCAAAUAUUGUAAACGAUGUGCUGAUAUUUGGUGAGUCGGAAAAAUACUCUUGCUCGGGCCCGAAAUUGGGUCUGAUAUCAGGCCUGAUAGUGUGGAUGUAAUCGAAAACUCAGUGGAUUAGUACUAAACAUCGAAAUGAGUAUUGUACGGCAUUUGGUCUGUUAAAAACUACUCUAUCAAGUUUCAUCUUGCUAGAUAUUGACUUCAUAAAUUCAUAAUAAAAAGCAGCUAGGUUGUGUUAAAUUAAUAAUUCGAAUUUAAAGAUCUAAGUAUACAAGAUAUUAACACAUUAAUGUAUUUUAAUCAAUUUUAAAUCUAAAAUGCGUACAAUUACUGCCAUUGUUGUAACAUUAAUAAUAAUUUAGGAAUAUUAUUUUAUUUUAUGAAAACUGCCUAAUUUUACCAGUUACCUGAAUACAUAUAAAUCAUGAAUCUGUCUACUUACCUUCAAUGUUUCUACCUCGUAUUUAUAAGAAUAAAGUAUAAUUCAUUCGAACCUUGUAUUUCUAUUUACACCAAUUUUAAAGUUGCCCAAUCGCCAAGUGAAAUGCAACCUCAAGUAGAAGCAUAAAAGUUGCUAUUAGAUUAUUCUCGCUGGCGGGAUAUUUAGAAGUGAAAUAUGGGCAACAUUUGAUUGAUGUGUUUAUAUUUAAAAUCCUAACUAAAUACGAUUAGUUGUUUGGAACUUAAACGAAAUAAAAAAUGUUUAAACUGA